This is a messenger RNA of Podarcis muralis (Common wall lizard), 1667 nucleotides long. It is a transcript of the gene MEOX1, whose product is annotated as mesenchyme homeobox 1. Gene Ontology annotation, biological process: positive regulation of transcription by RNA polymerase II; somite development. Gene Ontology annotation, cellular component: nucleus. Lineage: Eukaryota; Metazoa; Chordata; Lepidosauria; Squamata; Lacertidae. Gene Ontology annotation, molecular function: DNA-binding transcription factor activity, RNA polymerase II-specific; RNA polymerase II cis-regulatory region sequence-specific DNA binding. The record is from RefSeq and is a predicted model, not a curated record.
UCUCACAUUUCCCUUCCUAAGCUUGUCACUCACACCCCAGCAAAGUAUUUAAAAAGUGUUUUCUGGGCUUCAGCACUUCACAGCAAGGAAGCUUCGGGCUUCAAACGCAACAGAUGUGAAGUUUCUCCUGUGGAAGCUAUGGAGAAUUCUGCAGGGUUCCCCCUCACUGGCAAAGCCACGGCGGCAAGCUGGAGAGCUGUCUAGCUGCAGAGGACCGGUUUCUUUUCCUGGGCAAAAAGUUAGACCAUCGGGCUCCCUUUGCAAGUGCGUUUGAAGAGCAUCUUCAGAAACAAGGCACUCCUAGAUGGAGCCACCUGCUGCCAGUAGCUGUAUGAGAAACUCUCACCCUACCAAUGCGCUCUGGGGUUGCCUGCGAAACCAGCAUGCCGAGGCUGGAGGGACCACCGGGCCACACCAUUACCCACAAGCCCCCUUUUCGUUCCACCACAAACCGGACUUUGGCAUCUACUCGGACUUCUCCAACUCCUGCCUGGCUGCAGCCCCCCAGAGCCUUCCCCGCGACGAGCGAGCUUUCGACGAGCAUCACUCUUCCUUCCAGCACCCAGCGUGGCAUUUUGCAGCCGCAGAGGGUAGGCGACGUCUGGCGGCCGAGCUGGCUUUGGUCUCCGGAGAGCCAGAGGGCAGCGGCCCAAAUGUGGUGGAUGCCGCCAUUGGCACGAGCGAAGACUACGUCCUGGCAGGGAACGUGGUGAGCGAAACGGAAAAGAAGACUUCCAGAAGGAAAAAAGGGAGUGCAGAAAGCCAGGACACAGGUGGCGGGGGCAGCAGCAGCACAAAAGCAGAAGUCAGCAGCUCCAAAGCAAGGAAGGAACGCACCGCUUUCACCAAGGACCAGUUGCGGGAGCUGGAGGCGGAAUUUGCACACCACAACUACCUGACGAGGCUCCGGAGAUACGAGAUUGCGGUGAACCUCGACUUGACGGAAAGACAGGUCAAAGUGUGGUUUCAGAACCGCAGGAUGAAAUGGAAACGUGUGAAAGGUGGGCAGCCGGUGUCACCCCAGGACCACAGCCUAGAAGACAUGGACUCAGCUGCUUCUCCAAGCUCAGAGUAGCCCUGUACACAGUGUCUCAGAAGGCCUGGACCAAUCUCUUGGCAUCAUCAUAGCCCAGAUUGUCUGCUCUCUCCUUAAGGCUUUGCAAGAGUUGGCUGAAGAAGGAGCAGUUUCGGAAGAGACUUGGCCUUGCUUUCCCAGGUAGAUCUGGGCUCUCUCCUUCCCUCUUAUCUCUGACGGAAUUGCUUUUCACAAGCCACCAACAAGGGAAAUCAAGGCAUGGAUGGCAUCCCAAUCAUUCUAACGCUGCAGACAUGACACUGUUAGAACCAUGAAGCGAACAUGUACGUUGUGUUUGCUCCCAACUUAGCAUCCCUCUCCAGGAUCACAUUCUGGAAAACAGCAACAAGCCGACGUUUCGAGUUUGCAGCAGAAGCAGGCUAGACCACCCAGGAGGUCACCGAAAAAAUCUUACAGCCGGUCUCUCAAGCUCCCCAGAAGAAAAAGUGUGCAUAUAGAAUUGCCUUAGGCAGUUUCAAAUCCCACUGCGAAGUGUUAUAGAUCGCCCCAGUACUAUAUUAUCUUCCGCCAUUAAAAGAAAUAAAAUGAUCAGUCCUUGCCAAGGGCUGGACAAGAAUCUGCACUCCCAGAA